AUGUCCGACGAAGGACGCGAGCGUAUCUGGCACCCGAGGCCUACGACCACGGCCACUUCGUCGGAUGAAGCUAGCUCCAGCAAUGCGACGACAACGGAUAACGAGCCGUCAGGGUCAACCUCGACUUAUACGGUGAAUAUACACAAUCCUGCUGUCGCGUACGGAGGAUUAAACCCCGAAAUCGAAGAGCAUGUCCUUGUUGUCGAGUCCGUUCCCGAUCAUGAUUUGCGGUACGGUACCACGGAUCGCCGCAAGAUACUUGGUCCCGAUUUAGACGAGGACCUUGAUGUUCCUAUACAGCGACGUAGUACAAGCGUAGCAAGCCGAGACCUAAGCCUCGUCCUUUCGUCUUCGAGCGGCGAUUCCGAUAUAAGCCCUAUCCUCAAUCUCCCUACCGAAUUAAUUGAUGCGAUAUUUUCCUGGCUUGCUCCUCUAGAGCUAGCCACCGUCUCCCUCGUCUGCCAUGCGCUGCGAAACCAUGCAAACUCCGAUACCCAGUGGAGGCGACACGUACUAUCGAACCUUCCGGGAAAUCGUAUUACUUCCCCGUAUCCAUGUCAAAGCUGGCGCGAGCUCUACAUAUCACACGACCCGUAUUGGUUCUUGACGAAGCAUAAGCUAUGGUUCUGUGAUCAUGAGUUGACCGGCCAAAUAAUCAUCAUCCGUUAUGACGAGCGGCGAGGCUGUAUAGAAGGCUAUCAGAUGCUGGCUACGCGUAAUAGAGAUGGUAGCGAGCCAUGGGGUGCCGACCAGGCAGUCCACAUUCACUAUUUCGAACCUACUGUAAAGUUACACCUCGACAAGCCCGUAUUGCAGCUGGAUGUAGAUAGCUUGGAGAACAAAGUUCGUGGAAAGGCUCCAGCUUUACCUUUCCGACAUUUCUUCUCGGAGCAUCCAAUGCGUAUUAAUAGUGGGACGGAUCCUCGAUUGAGCAACUUCCUUCUGGCAAAACCUCUUACUAAGUCCGCCCUAGUUGGCCGCAUGAUAGAUGACUUUCCUUACGGGUAUGUCUGGCCCCCGCCCGCAAUUCCAACACGCCAUCGUGUGACAGGCCAACCGACCGGUGUGCAUCCGCUUGCGACAUCCCUAAGUUAUACGAGGUCGACGUCAGCAAUGUGGCAGCCGCGCAAUCGUUCAGAAGCGUCCGAUCAAACGUUCCGCAUUAGGCGAUGGAUGGAGAUGGGGCCACCAACUCUCGGUGUGCAUGCUGCCGAGGAGUUGGUAACUUACUCAACUCUUGACCCCGCCCUAUAUACUCCAACGGCUGAGAAACCGUGGAGAGGAAUAUGGGUUGGCGACUUUAGCGGGCACGGUUGCGAGUUUCUAUUAAUCAACCAGCCUGAUGACGAUAAUGAGCAGGAACCUUUGGAGAGGCUUCAGGAUGAGACAGAGUCGGAGUUUGAACAACGUUUUCUUCACGAGCGUGUUUAUCGCGGCCGGCUAGAAGCGGUCAAGCUAACAGGAGACGUUAAUGUACCGAGAGGCGAGUAUACUUUUGUUGCUAAUGAUCUAAGCGACACUGGAUUAUUAGGCACGGCUAAAGAGCCGCCGUUCGAGGGCGCCCGUGUCGUGAAAAGUCGAGGCCACAUUGCUCAUAUGGGAUUUUCCAAUGAUCGAUAUAUCGAGUCACAGCUACUCUUACUCUCAUAUAAUCGCCUGGCGCAGUAUUGGGUCGGCUUCGGCCACAUUAGCUUCUUCGAAAGAGUUGACAUUGAUCAAUUUCUCGUGCCCAAAUAUAUGGCAGAUAAGUAUGUUAUUCAAGUAACUGCUGGGUCAGGUUACGACUUGGAUCAACACGUCAUAGUACCAGUCAACACACACGAGCCGAUUAAAAUUACUAGCGAGCUAAUCGACAUCGACCUCAACGUUCGGGUACAAAACUAUCGAGGCCUGCCAAGGAAUUCGCCUACUACGUCCCCUUAUUUCUCUCAUGAACCACAUGCUUCCAGCAAGGAUCAGUACAGCAUAGCGAUUCGCUUUACACCCAAGAGGCCAAAAAGUGUUUCCAGCUCAAAAACUACUUCUACCAACUCGUCCAGGUCAUCGACUCCGGAAACUAGCGGGGAAGAUACUGGCGAAGAAUCGACAAAUGGCAUAUCCGGGGAAGAUCUCCAGUUUGGUAAUGACUUUGAACAUCCAAUCCGUGACCGUCUCCCACCCGGCUUUAGCUAUGCUAUGAACAUCGUAAAAUGGUGGAUCGAUCCCGGCCUUGAAGGCGAUGCGUAUGCAGAUCAGCCAUAUCUCUACGGACCAGCCCUCUCAUCAUUUAACUCCGUUCACAUUGGCACAGGAGAAGUUGAUCCCGAAAAGGGCGGGUUAUGGUUCGAGGAAGGUGGCGAUGAAAAUGGGUUGAAAGAGCGAGAGGCCAUCGGCGCUCCAGCAAUAGCAAAAGACCGCAUGAAGUGGGCUUUGAAGCCAGCUAACAAGAGCAAAUGGCUAUUCCAGUAUGAUAAAACGUACUGCCUCGACUUUUUCAAUCCGUAUCUGGACUUUAGCGAGUUCAGCCUGCGCUUACCGGGUUUCACUCUACCAAUUAUGAAGUAUUGGGAUGGCCAGAGCUUACGGUCCAAGCCGAAACGCUCACACACCCUUAGAUACACGCUACGAAACCGGUCUACUAACGACACAUACCUGGUUGUUGUAUUUACACUCUAUCGGAAGGAAGACGUCAACGAGGAUGGGUCGAUAAAGCCAGCUGCGUUAGAAGCCGCUAAGCAGGACAAGGAGGUCGGGAAAGUGGAAGCGGAAACUAGGGAUGUGAGCAAGGAUGAAGACUACCAAGAGGCGCGCAAGAAAUUCGAGAAGUUGGGUGUCAGUGACGAGGGUAGUGGUUCACAGACUGGGGAUGACGGAGUAGAUUAA
Molecule: messenger RNA, 2862 nt
Organism: Daldinia childiae
Lineage: Eukaryota; Fungi; Ascomycota; Sordariomycetes; Xylariales; Hypoxylaceae
Exons: 5
Coding region: 1-2862 (953 amino acids)
Molecular function (GO): protein binding
Source: RefSeq, a predicted model, not a curated record